This is a messenger RNA of Effrenium voratum, 873 nucleotides long. The record is from the annotation of a GenBank genome assembly. Lineage: Eukaryota; Dinophyceae; Suessiales; Symbiodiniaceae.
AUGCGGGAGAGCUUGGAAAGGGCGAACUCUGACGUCUCCACCAUCAGUCCAAACUCUUGCUACAUGAGUAUGUAUCCCUCUCCAGCGCACUGUGGAACGCCUGCUCAUCAAUGCGGCACCCCCCUGCAGUGGACCCCGCACCGUGGGAGGAGUCCACAUCAAAGCCCCUCCUGGACGGAGGAUUACGCAGAUCACUCGCUGCGGAACUUCAUGAGAAAUCGCUUUGCCUCCACCGAGCCCGGGCUUUGUGAGCUCUUCGUGCUCUACGCCUCGCCGUUAGCAAACUGUUCGCCCAUCGACUUCCAGUCAGAGAUCGAUCGGAUCCUUUGCAGUGCCCGCGAAUCGGGUCGGCUACAGACAGGGCAGGUGCGGAUGCACGUGGGCAGCGCGUCGUCUGCUUCUUUGACGAAAAUGCUGACUUUGUCUCAUGCAAGGAGCCAAGGGCUGAUUCUGCAUCUGGCGGCUCACGGCGACGAGGCCGGUGGCCUUAUUCUGGAGAGCACUCGCGGCACUGGUGAAGCUCACGCUUGUACACAUGAGAAGCUGAUGAAGAUCUUGAACCUGGGAGGCCGAGGCCUGAGAGGCGUUUCGCUCCUCUUCCUCAGCUCCUGCAGCUCAAAGAAGCUCGCCCAGGUGUUCAUUGACAGUGGCUGCCAGCACGUCAUUGCGACCAGCAGGCCGGUGUUAGACACGACGGCGCGGGUCUUUACCGAGCGCUUCUACGGGGCGCUGUUUGUUGGCAAGUCCAUUGCCUCAGCCUUCGAGCACACCAAGGAGGCAUUGCUGGCCAGCUCCCAUCCCGAGGUCGCUGAUCAGUCCAACGCGUACCACCUGCUGAGCAAGCCAGAAGGCAGAUGGGCACCGGCUCGGUAG